AAUAUAAAACAACUCAGUUAUAUUGAAGAGUAGAUACUGAGUACAUUCUAGAAAAUAAAUAUAUUGUAUUAGAAAUACUGCGUAAAUGGUGAUAUUUUGUGAGGAAACAAUAUGUUGUUCUGUAGAGUUAGAAGAGGUCCUAGUGUAUUGGAUGAAGAUAGAUUUGAAGAGGAUUCCGACAACAAAAGACGAUCUGGAAUUAUAUCAAAGUCUAUUGAAGUACCUCCUUAUGAAAUAGAAAAUGUUGUUGUUAAAACAUAUCCCAAAUCUAAAGGUGAUGAAGAUCAAAUUCGAAGCGCUAUAGAGCAAAAUGAUUUUUUAUCGAAUAUACUCACGGAGAAGCGGGCUCAAAAAUUCAUCGACUGUAUGUAUAAUCAAACAGUUGAAGCAGGAGAAAUAAUUAUCCAAGAAGGCGGUUUUGGAACUCAUUUGUAUAUUUCCUGCACAGGAACAUACGAAAUUAUCAUCGAAGACGAAACCGUUGGAGUAUUUGACGAUGUCAGAGUAUUUGGUGAAUUAGCCAUAUUAUAUUCAGCAAAAAGACACGCCACCGUUAAAGCCAUUGAAAAUGGGUCCAUGUGGGUACUGGACUGUCAUACAUUUAAAAGACUCAUCAUCAAAUCAGCUUUAGAGGAACAAGAAGAAAUUGCGUCGUUCCUACAAAACGUACCUGAGCUGAGCAAAGCACCAAUAGAGAAGUUGUACCAAGUGGCGAAUCUCUUUAAACCUGAAUUUUAUAAAAGUGGAACAGCCAUAGUUAAACAGUGUGAAGUAGGAGACAAAUUUUAUAUUAUAAGAGCCGGGACAGUUACUGUUGAAAAGGACAAUGAAAAGGUAGCUGAACUUAGUAAAGGAAGAUAUUUUGGAGAAGUAUCUCUUCUAAAAGAUGAAUUUGUACCUGCUACAGUUAAAGCCGGAGCGCCUGGUGUAGAGUGUUUAUUGUUAACUAGAAAAGAAUUUAUAGAACACUUUGGCGAAGUAGAUGAAUUCGUAAGAUUAAAAAGUGAACCUAUAACGGCUGUUGAAAAGAUGAUCUCUGAAUAUCCUAAUCUAAAUUUAGAUGACUUCAAAAUAUUACAGACUUUAGGGCUGGGAGCUUACGGAAGAGUUCAAUUAAUUCAACACAACCGACAUAAAAAUAUGGUGUUUGCUUUGAAAUAUAUAAAAAAAGUUGAGAUCAAAAAGAAAACACACCAAACUCAAGUGUACAAUGAAAAAAAAUUACAUUCUAUGUGCAAUUCUCCUUUUAUAACAAGAAUGUAUAGAAGUUUCAAAACAAGCAGGUACAUAUAUUUUCUGUUGGAAGUUGGACUCGGAGGUGAUUUAUGGAGUUUACUCCAUGCACAAACGGGGAAAAGAUUUGAGGAAUUGAAAGCAAAAUUUUACGCAGCUUGUGUUUUGGAGGGACUUAGCUACCUACACGCACUUGGAAUAAUUUAUAGAGAUUUGAAACCAGAAAAUAUAAUUAUUCAUCAUAACGGAUACAUUAAAUUGGCUGAUUUCGGUUUUGCCAAAAGAACAGACUCUAAAGAGAAGACUUUUACGUUUGUUGGCACAGCGGAAUACGUGGCGCCUGAAAUAAUUUUAAGUAAAGGUUACAACAGAGCAGUUGAUUACUGGGCUUUUGGAGUUUUCAUUUACGAACUUCUAGUCGGAAGGACCCCAUUUAAAACUGGCGACCCGGGGCACUUGAAUACUUAUAAAUCGAUUCUUAAAGGUAUUGAAUAUGUAACGUUUCCCGAAUUUGUUUCGGGCACUUCUAAAUCUAUUAUAAAAAAAUUAUGUACGCAGUCGCCCGCUGACAGACUUGGUUGUCAGAAAUAUGGUAUUCAGGCUAUUAAAAAGCAUGUAUGGUUCGGUGGCAUAGACUGGAAUAAAUUGAUCAAUCAGGAAUUGGAGCCACCCUAUAGACCGGAAUUGAAUGAUAACGUAGAUACCAGAUAUUUUGAAAAGUUCCCCGAUGACACCGAUGUACCACCUGAGGAUUUUUCCGAUUGGGAUAAAGAUUUAUGAUUGAUUUGUUUUUCUGAUAUUUUAAUUAUUUGAUUUUGAUAAUAAAAAUAAAAGUUAUAAUCCUAAAA
Diorhabda carinulata is the source of this 2081-nucleotide messenger RNA. RefSeq names its product cGMP-dependent protein kinase, isozyme 1-like. Lineage: Eukaryota; Metazoa; Arthropoda; Insecta; Coleoptera; Chrysomelidae. Bases 112 to 2013 code for a protein of 633 amino acids. The record is from RefSeq and is a predicted model, not a curated record. The transcript has 5 exons. Gene Ontology annotation, biological process: protein phosphorylation. Gene Ontology annotation, molecular function: cGMP-dependent protein kinase activity; ATP binding.